UAGAACCUUAGUUGUAUCAACGGAAGACGAGAACCUUGAUAGUGACUAACAGAAUCUGUCGUUUUCAAGAACCCUGUCAAAACUGCGGAUGAAAAUAUGGAUUAACGAAUUAGGCAAUUCACCGACUACGCCGUCAACCUUAUAGCUAAGGCAACUAAAGGCGGCCGGGUAAUCGUAUGCUCUGUAGGUUAAACUGUGGCGUCACUCGCGAGAUCUGCUUUAAUGCCGUUGCAAUUGAAUCUGUAAACUCAAACCAUCAUAGAAAACAGUGUAGGUGGUGUUAUUAUAGGCUAAGCCUAUUAAUUGGCAGAGCAUCAUCUCUGUCUGAAGAAAAUUGGUAUGCAGUUUCAUGUUCACAGUGGAUCACUGGAUUCAGACGGUCGACCAACUGCCCUCUAGUCUACUGUGGAGGAACCACUGUGGAAGAGUUACAGAGCCUCUGUUGCCCCGGCACCGGUUGGUCUGAGACACUUACCAUCAGAAAUGUUUUCACAAACACUUGGCUCCUGAUGACAAGAUUGAAUUGACCAAGCCAUACAGUAACUGAGAGAAAGAGGAUACUCAGCACAAGCAACACAGAGAAACUGCCCUACAGAUCAGGAAUAAUGUCUUCCAGGGAGCGCCGUUCAGAUCUCUACAUUAAAGCGGAGCCCAGCAGCCCCGAGGGAGCCGGUGGGGGUCGUGCCAGUCCCGGUGGGGCCUCGUCCGACUCGUCCCAGAGCGGCGGCGGAGGGACCCGUGGAGACGGCCCCGGCCGCUACUCACCACCCCUCUACACGCCCGCGCUGCGCUGCCACUUCAAAGAGGAGGCCGGGGACGGCGCCGAGGAAGGGUCUACGGGCAGCGGAGGUGGACGGUGCAAGUACGCCUUGAGCACCCUGCCCAAGAGGCUCUGCCUGGUGUGUGGAGAUGUGGCGUCGGGCUAUCACUACGGGGUGGCCUCUUGUGAAGCCUGCAAGGCCUUUUUCAAGAGAACAAUACAAGGUAACAUUGAGUACAGCUGUCCGGCAUCCAACGAGUGUGAGAUCACAAAGCGGCGCAGGAAGGCCUGCCAGGCUUGCCGUUUCACCAAGUGCCUCAAAGUGGGCAUGCUCAAAGAGGGAGUGCGCCUUGACCGAGUGAGAGGAGGGCGGCAAAAGUACAAGAGACGUCCAGAGGUGGAGAACGCCACGUACCAGAGUGCUCCGAUACCACUGAGGAAAGAGGGAGAGAAAGGCUCCUCCAACAUCAUCGUGUCCCACCUGCUGGUGGCCGAGCCAGAGAAGCUCUUCGCCAUGCCGGACCCACUGCAGGCGGACACGGCCCAGCGGACCCUCACCACACUCUGCGACCUGGCAGACAGGGAGCUGGUGGUCAUCAUCGGCUGGGCCAAGCACAUCCCUGGCUUCCUGUCCCUCUCGCUGGCCGACCAGAUGUCCGUGCUGCAGUCGGUGUGGCUGGAGGUGCUGGUGCUGGGUGUGGCCUACCGCUCGCUGGGCUGCGAGGACGAGGUGGUGUUCGCCGAGGACUUCGUCCUGGACGAGGAGAUGUCCCGCGUGGCGGGCCUGACCGAGCUCAACGCGGCCAUCAGCCAGCUGGCGCGGCGCUUCCGCUCCCUACAGCUGGACCGCGAGGAGUUCGUCAUGCUCAAGGCCAUAGCACUCACCAACUCAGACUCGGUGUACAUCGAGGACAUGGAGGCGGUGCAGAAGCUGCGCGACCUGCUGCACCAGGCCCUGCUGGAGCUGGAGAGCCAGCGGCGGCCCGAGGACCCCCAGCGCGCCGGCCGCCUGCUCCUCACGCUGCCCCUGCUGCGCCAGACGGCCGGCCGCGCCCUCACCACCUUCUACGGGAUCAAGACCCGCGGCGGCGUGCCCAUGCACAAACUCUUCCUGGAGAUGCUUGAGGCCAUGAUGGACUCGCCCUAGAGCAAAACACUCCAAGCCCAGGACAGAACGACGGACGGACGGACGGACGGAAGGUCGGAUGGAUGGAGGGUGGGAAGGAGAACUUGUGAGAGGUGGUCAUACCUUCAUGGAAGGCUGACCAGUUGAUCCCUUUUUUUUUGCGUGGCUGGCUGGAUGGAUAGUGAUCGCGGCGCUAUAUGAAAGAACAUUUGACUUAUGGAAUAAAAGGUUUGUUAUGAAAGACCCCAUGACGUGUGUUUAAGGCACACACUAUAGCUGUCAAACUCUUACCCGUGUGUAGUCCUGUGGAAGGAGAGGCAAGCUACAGCAAAUAUUACAGUAGACGAGUGCUUAAAGCCAUACUCCAUACUCUUUCAACCUAAUCUCCAGCCGCCAGCUGUGUCUCCCGGACGCCAUUGGGCCACUGGUUCUACGUGUGGGGUAGGAGGAGGAACAUCCCAAUUCAUUUUUGUGACAAUUGACAGAAUGCUGCAAUGGCUGGUAGAGAUUAGUUUGGUGUGUGUGAAAUGUCACUUUGAAUUCCUUCUCUUUCACAUUUUAUUCAGAUUAGUCAGAUGUUCAUUCACAAUGUUCACUGGGCACUUUUUGUUAGAUAUUCUGACAUUGAAAUAAAAACGCAAUCCUGCAGUUAGGAAAGAAGCAAUAUAAAGUUAAGGUGCACCAUAUGUUUCCCUUUUUGAAAUUCUAAACAGGCUUUACUUAAUCGACCCUUGCCUCCCCUUGCUAAGGAUGGCAUCCAAUAUGCUGUGAACCCAUCAGAGGUAGCUGUGUAUAAUCUUGUAGAAGUAAUUAUUUAUUCCUGUGUACAAAAAGAUACACACUAGCAGUAUUUAUAUUAGGCCCCAUUUUCAGCUGCAUUUCCACUUAAAAUAUUAAGAACAUCCUCAAAGACUAGUGUAAAAUAUCUAUGUAACUUCCACUUAAUGCCUACAAAUUAGCUGUUAUUGUACAUUCAAGUCAUAUAAGCAUGAAUGUCGCAAACUAAAAUGUCAAAUGAUUUUAUUUCUCAAACUAGUGUGAGUGUAUCUUUGUUUGAAGUCAUUACACAGCUUUUGACUGGAACAAAGAAGCAUAGGCUCAACUAAAAACAAACACACAUUCAAUUAAUAGCAUAAAAACCUACAUGCAGUGUGCUUUCUGUAGCUUUUAUAAACACUUUCCCUAUCCCUAAAACAGUAACCUUUUGUAGUAUAGAUGUAUGCAAGAUGUGUAAAAGACAAAAGCACCUUGCUUGUGAUAUGCACAGUUGGGCAUAGACAGGAUCUUUGGAAACCAUUUUGUGUGUCUGGCAGGCAGGAAUCGAGGGACAGCAUACACACACACACACACACACAGCAUGGUUUACAUGUGAGUAUAAGUGUGAAACCGAAUAGUAUGGCAAAUGUUAAACCAGAUGCAAUACUUUUAAAAGCAAUAUAACUACAAAAGUACUUGUAGAGAGUAAUAAUAGUCAUAACGUUGUGGAUAGUGCAGUUUCAAGUUUAUUAAGCUGAGGGGAAAAUAAAGGAGCAAGCUUGGCAAAGGGAAAUGACACCUUUGUGUUCUCCAGUCCUUAGACACAAACCAGAUAGACACUGAGCUCACCCAUCCUCCUUGGCUGUGGUGAGUGAGUAAUCAGGUUCCUCUUUUGGGAUGGGAGGACGAUAACAAGCUCCUCUGUGCAACAUUCAGCAAUGUUAUAUGCACUGUCCAGACUUGAGUGUCCUCUGAAAGGAAAAGCAAUGCAACGUGUAAAUGAGUUUUGGUAGACUGACUCCGAGAUGGAUUGCUUGCACACAGCAAAAGUUUGAGUCCAAAAAGGGAAUAUCAUGAUUGUCAACUCAGAUAUCUGUCUGUAUAUAUUAGCAUAAAAUAGUCACAAUAGUUUUAUUUAUACCGAGAGUUGGUAAAGUAGAUUAGGGGUUAAUGUGUGUGUGUGUGUGUGUGUGUGUGUGUGUGUGUGUGUGUGUGUGUGUGUGUGUGUGUGUGUGUGUGUGUGUGUGUGUGUGUGUGUGUGUGUGUGUGUGUGUGUGUGUGUGUGUGUGUGUGUGUGUGUGUGUGUGUGUGUGUGUGUAAGAGAAAGAGAGAGAGAGAGAGCAAGUUAGUACACUGUAUAGUACACAGCGAUUCCACUGUGUUGUAUAACCGAUGAUGGUGCAUCAAGAUCAGGGAAAUUGCAAUCCCAGGCCCUGUAGGCAAGGUGGCAUCAGCCCCUGGAAUCUAUUGGAUCUUUUCAGAACUUUUCAGAGGAGCCUGUUUAUUCAAAGAGGAAAUCAGAAUGGAUAAUCAGCUUUGGACCUCCGAAAAAAAAUAUUAACGCGAUGAUGUUUUUUUUUUUUUUGAUAUUCUGGAUUACACACCAACUGAAAAUGAAUGAAAGUGACACACACUGAUUCAGCCAUCAGUUGUUGAAGCAGGCUUGUGCUGGACUUUGCCAUAGACAGAUAUUUGACCUCCUGAGGUACUCUAAAGCUGUGUGGAACCUUUUAACCUGCUAGCCAUUUUGGCCCAGAGCAACAUUUAAUGCAACGUGGAGAGCCUCACAUUACGGGGUUGGGGUCGGUGGGGGAGGGUUGAAGGGGAACGGGGGUGGAUGGAGGGCCCUGUGACCAUGUGUUAAGUCCAUUUGUUUUUACUGCUGUGGAUGAUUGUUGUCAGACUUUUGUCUGGUAUAUGCAAACAUAAUCAGUUCAGACUCCCACAACUAUGCUACCUUACCGUCCUUUCUUUCAGGCAUAAUUCGAUCACUUGAAAGAAGACCACCCAGUUUGGUGUUCCAGUUGUCACACUCACAUUUUCAGUCACUACUGCUCACGCAGCAUCCGAGUCCCUUAUGUGAAAUUCAAAGUUACAUGUUCGUUUCAGGGUGCUUUCCUAGUUUCAUACUGUAAGUUGUCGUGAUUGUAUGUGUACACUGUCCGAUUGUUUGAUUCAUGCAGUACACUGUAUUGGCAACGGCUACUGUUCCCUCCACCAGGGAGCAGAAGUACUCAAGCUAGAGCAGAAGGUUUUGCCAUAUGAAAGAACAUACUACAUGCAACAAGUGUCCUCGAGUCAUAGUGACGGAUACUUGGGUACUUUGAUAACUAAUGUUUGUUUGUUUGUUUGUUUUCUCCUCAUAGUUUCAUGUAAUGGGUCUUCAUGAACCAUGUCCAGUUAGGGAUAGUUUUGCUUGGCCUCAGGUUUGGUAUGACAAUAAAGCAAUCCAUUUGAGAGAAUGUUGUGAAUGUUAGUUUUGUAUUGAACUCAUUUAAAAGAAAAAAAAACCUUAGGUUUGUUAAUGGGUACUAAUUGAAUUUUGGAAGAAAUACAAAACCAGGGAUCUUGACAUUUUUAACAUGAAUGAUUUGUUAUUAGUUUUUAGUAGUGUUUCUGGUAUUGCAGGCUUCAGGCACAAACUGUUAGUAGUGUUGAACACUGCAAGACAGUUUCCUGUUGUUAGUCUGUUUCUUUUUAUUAUUUCCAUGUUCUUAUACUAACAGACAUUGCCAGCCUUACUAUUGAAGGGUGCACAGUGCAGUAUGAGACUGGGUGUGUGAGAUGGCAGACUUUUAUGUAUUUGUUAUAGACAAACUAUUUUUAUCUAUUUCUCUAUAAACCUUAGUUUUUGGCCCUGAAAACAAUAUAUGUUUCAUUUUUGUUAUUUUCCAUUGAUUUUUGUACGCUCAAGUAAGUGUUUUCUCAGUUAAAACUUGAGAGCAUAGAAUGUGUACAUAAUCAUGGAUAUCUGGGUCCAUACAGAGUUGUAAAAAUGUUGAUGUUUGUGUCAAUAAUAUCUCUAAUGUUAUGAUUAUACUACCAUGGUGUUCCAUAUGGAUAAUCAUUAUAUAUUGCCAUCUGUCUGUCGAAUAUUGAGGUGUUUUCAGAGAUCACAUAAUUUAGAGAUAAUUUAAGGUCAUCUAUAGAUGUUAGUAUGUUUGUGUAUAUUUAUGUAAAUGAGCAAUACAACUGAUUACCAAAACAUUGUUUCACAUUUCCCUGUAUAUUCACAUACUGUAAAUCAAACCUCAAACGUAAUAAGUGGUAAUAAUCAAUAGUAAUAACACAAGCUUAUUAUUAAGUUAACGAACAAAUCAAUAUUUGUAUUUUAAAAAUAUUGUAUUUAAAAAGAUUAAAUUCUAUUUUUUACUCAAUUUGCUGAUGUUUGUUAAUAUUAUUGUUUUUGUUUUGCGUGUGGGUUCCAGUCUAAUGGUUGUGAAUGUCUCUGUGUACUGUUUCUUUCAGUCAAGCUAAAUGGUUCAUCAGUAGUGACUUAUCUCAACAACUUGUUCAUAUUGAAUCACUGUGAGACAAGAAAAGUUCUAAAACACCAGAGGAAACUAGGGAUAUUUUAAACAAAAGAUUGUUGGUGUUUUGUGUUUUGUAAUAAAUUAACAGACGCCAUCACA
Sardina pilchardus (European sardine) is the source of this 6274-nucleotide messenger RNA. RefSeq names its product estrogen-related receptor alpha (gene esrra). Gene Ontology annotation, biological process: nuclear receptor-mediated steroid hormone signaling pathway; regulation of transcription by RNA polymerase II. Lineage: Eukaryota; Metazoa; Chordata; Actinopteri; Clupeiformes; Clupeidae. The record is from RefSeq and is a predicted model, not a curated record. Gene Ontology annotation, cellular component: chromatin; nucleus. The coding region runs from base 606 to 1907 and encodes 433 amino acids. Gene Ontology annotation, molecular function: estrogen response element binding; nuclear receptor activity; zinc ion binding. The transcript has 8 exons.